AUGAUCAAGUCGCGAAUGUUUUUCCUCCAAAGUCCCGAAGAAAUACAGCACUACAACCCAGCUCACCGUACUGAGACAUUCUAUACAGACGUCGAGAGCAUGAUGCAGUCCAUUCCAGCGCCAAAUCACCCACCCGUUGCAGUACCUCAAGUCUCAGCGGGCCCUGGUAUGCCUUUCGCACGCUGCUAUAGUGGAUGCUUGAUGGAGCAUGGCAUUUCUAUGGGAGACUUCUUACAAUUCAUCGGCGACUUGAACCAGGCAUCAGCCGCCGACCCAACUUUGCAGAACGUCCAGAUAGCUUCGGCCUUUGCUCCUUUGCUACAGAUACCAGGUGGCCAUCUACUCAAGAUGGGUAUGAAAGCAGGCUCGAAGGUCGGACAGAAGUACAUUACGAAGAGUAGAGGGGAGCAUUUUCUGGAAGAAGCCAAUAGAGCCUACUUCCGACCAAAAGGUCUUACGGUGGGCUUUGGACACCAUUGA
Molecule: messenger RNA, 480 nt
Organism: Zasmidium cellare ATCC 36951
Lineage: Eukaryota; Fungi; Ascomycota; Dothideomycetes; Mycosphaerellales; Mycosphaerellaceae
Exons: 3
Coding region: 1-480 (159 amino acids)
Source: RefSeq, a predicted model, not a curated record